Archocentrus centrarchus (flier cichlid) is the source of this 5460-nucleotide messenger RNA. It is a transcript of the gene abcc3, whose product is annotated as ATP-binding cassette, sub-family C (CFTR/MRP), member 3. Gene Ontology annotation, biological process: transmembrane transport. Gene Ontology annotation, molecular function: ATP hydrolysis activity; ABC-type transporter activity; ATP binding. NCBI's taxonomy places the organism in Eukaryota, Metazoa, Chordata, Actinopteri, Cichliformes, Cichlidae. Gene Ontology annotation, cellular component: membrane. The record is from RefSeq and is a predicted model, not a curated record.
CGGUACUGCUCGGCGGACUCCGGAUGACUUUUCUCGCAACAGUGCGGAAGGACCGCAGCUGUAACUGACGCAGGUCGGGGCACGCUGUGAGGACAGAGGUAACCGAGCCGUCUCCGCUACUUGUACCUGUAUGUGUGGCAUGUGACGGAGGGCGUGUAGUUACGCGAACGAACAGGAAAGCAGGUCGUCUGGAAAGACCUGUAGAAGGUAUACGCGGAGCUCUCCGGUGGCUCCCGCUGCGACGGAGAUGGAGCGGCUGUGCGGACCAAAGCUUCCCUUCUGGGUAGCCAAUCAGACAUUCAGUUCAAGUCGGCCGGACCUCACGGAGUGUUUCCAGCUGUCUGUCCUGUCAUGGGUGCAGUGCAUCUACCUGUGGGCCGUCAGCCCCAUCUACAUCUUCUGUCUCAAGAAGAACAACAAAGGUUACAUCAUGAUGUCAGUUUUGAACAGGUUCAAGACGGUGUUCGGCUUUCUGCUGUGGAUUGUGUGCUGGACAGAUCUUUUCUACACAUUACACGAGGGUAACCGGCCGCCCAUCUACUACGUCACCCCACUCGUGCUCGGCAUGACCAUGCUGUUGGCCACGUUUCUGAUCCAGUUUGAGAGGUUACGCGGGGUCCAGUCCUCAGGGGUCCUCUUCAUCUUCUGGUUGCUGUGUUUGCUGUGUGCCAUCGUGCCUUUCCGCUCCAAGAUCCUACAAGCCUCCAGCCAGAGCGAAGCCAACGAUAAGCUGCGAUUCACCACGUUCUACUUAUACUUCGCCCUGGUGGUCUGUGAGUUCAUCCUCUGCUGCUUCAAUGAGAAACCCCCUCUCUUCUCCAGCGCCGUCACCGACCCUAAUUCCUGCCCUGAAGCUACCGCGGGUUUUCUCUCUAGGAUCACAUUUUGGUGGUUCACAAGUUUGGCCAUGAAAGGCUACAAAAUGCCGCUGGAGGCCAAAGACCUGUGGUCCCUGAACACGCGUGACAGCUCCAAAGUCAUGGUGCCCAGGCUCCUCAGAGAGUGGGAGAAGGAGCAGGCCAAGGCAAAGAGUGAAGAGAGUCUGCCCAGUCAGGCUAUGUACUCCAAGCCUCCGCCAUCGACCACCAACCACGUCUCAGGAGGAGGAGGAGGAGGAGGAGGUGAAAGCAGCCCAGAAGAAGUAGAGGUGCUGCUGUCCAGUCAGAAAGUUACCCACCAGCCAUCCUUCCUUCGCGCCCUCAUCAAGACCUUUGGACCCUACUUUCUGAUUGGCUCAGGCUACAAGCUCCUGCAGGAUGCCAUCACCUUUGUCAACCCUCAGCUCCUCAAGCUGCUCAUCUGGUUCAUUAAAGCGAAAGAUGUUCCUAAUUGGUGGGGGUACACACUGGCCUGCCUCAUGUUCUUCACGGCCCUGCUGCAGACCCUCAUACUCCAUCAUCACUUUCAGUACUGUUUUGUCACGGGCAUGAAUGUGCGCACUGCUGUCAUAGGAGCUAUCUACAGGAAGUCACUUGUGAUAACGAACGCCGCCAAACGUUCAUCUACUGUGGGAGAGGUAGUCAACCUGAUGGCUGUGGAUGCGCAGAGGUUCAUGGACCUAACCACCUUCCUCAACAUGCUGUGGUCCGCUCCUCUUCAGAUUAUGCUGGCGCUGUAUUUCCUCUGGCAGAUCCUCGGCCCGUCUGUGCUGGCCGGGGUGGCCGUUAUGGUCAUGCUGAUCCCGUUUAACGCUUUCAUUGCCAUGAAGACCCGAGCCUAUCAGGUGGAGCAGAUGCAGCACAAAGAUGCUCGUAUCAAGCUGAUGAACGAGAUCCUGAACGGCAUCAAAGUCCUCAAGCUGUACGCGUGGGAGAACUCCUUCAAGGACAAAGUCCUGGCCAUUCGGCAGAAGGAGCUCAACGUGCUCCGCAAGACCGCCUACCUGGGAGCGCUGUCCACCAUGGCCUGGACCAGCGCACCUUUCCUGGUUGCCUUGACAACAUUUGCCGUGUAUGUGACUGUGGAUGAGAACAACAUCCUGGACGCGGAUACGGCCUUCGUGUCAAUCUCACUUUACAUCCUUAGGUUUCCCCUCAACAUGCUUCAAGUCAUCAGCAGCAUGGUACAGGCGAGCGUCUCAUUGAAGCGAGUCCACUUCCUGAGUCACGAUGAGCUGGAUCCUGACUCAGUGAACAGAAGAACUCGGGCACAGUUUGCGGUCGCGGUUGUCAAUGGGAAAUUUACGUGGGGGAAAGAGGAUCCUCCUGUGCUACACAAUAUUAACGUGAUGGUGCCCCAGGGCUCCCUGCUGGCUGUGGUGGGCCACGUUGGCUGUGGGAAGUCCUCCCUGAUCUCUGCAUUGCUCGGUGACAUGGAAAAACUGGAGGGAGAGGUUUCUGUUCGGGGGUCAGUGGCUUACGUGCCUCAGCAGGCCUGGAUACAGAAUGCCACCCUGCGGGACAACAUCCUGUUUGGGAAUCCCUACAAUGAGCAGAAAUACCGAUCUGUUCUGGAUGCGUGCGCCUUAACCCCGGACCUGCAGGUGCUGCCUGGAGGAGACAUGACUGAGAUCGGAGAGAAGGGCAUCAACCUGUCUGGUGGUCAGAGACAGAGAGUGAGCCUGGCUCGAGCUCUGUACAAUGAUGCUGAUGUCUACCUGCUGGACGACCCGCUGUCCGCCGUGGAUGCCCACGUCCAACACAUCUUUGAUAACCUCAUCGGCCCAGAUGGGGCACUGAAGGGCAAGACACGCAUCCUGGUCACACAUGGCAUCAGCUUCCUGCCUCAGGUGGAUAAUAUAAUGGUGAUGGUGGAUGGCCGGGUGUCAGAGAUGGGCUCCUAUCAGGAUCUGCUCAAACAGAACGGAGCAUUCGCGGAGUUUCUCAGAAACUACGCCCUGGAGGAUAUUACAGAGGAGGAUGAGGCCAAUGAUGAGCUAAUUGAAGAUGAAGAAUUGUUCCCCGAUGACGCCCUCAGCAACCACACAGACAUGGUGGACAGUGAACCGAUGAUCAACGAAGCUAAGAGAAGUUUUAUGAGGCAGAUGAGCAUUAUGUCAGGAGACGGAGAGAAUUCCAGGUCCCGAUCCGUACGGAGACAUGGCUGCAGCCAGCGGAGACAUUCAGAGUCGCAAGAGAAGAAGAAACCGCGUGAGAUGGAGAGAAACUUCAUCCAGGCAGAAACGGCAGAAACAGGCCGGGUAAAAGGAAAGGUGUACCUGGAGUACGUCAGGGCAGUUGGACCGGUGCUGUCAGUGGUCAUCUGCUUCCUGUACGGCUGUCAGAGCGCCGCCGCCAUCGGAACAAACAUGCUCAGCGAGUGGACAAACGACGCCGUGACUAAUAGCACCCGAAAAAAAGUUCCGAUGAGGGUGGGGGUGUACGCAGCACUGGGGUUUGCACAAGGUAUCCUGGUCAUGAUUGCUUCCUUCACAUUAGCCAUGGGGAACAUCGGUGCAGCCAAGAAGCUGCACGCUAACCUGCUCACCAACAAAUUCCACACACCCCAGUCUUUCUUUGACACCACACCUAUAGGACGCAUCAUCAACCGCUUCUCCAAGGACAUCUACGUCAUAGACGAAGCUCUGCCGUCCACAGUGCUCAUGUUCCUGGGCACCUUCUUCGUUUCUCUCUCCACUAUAAUAGUUAUUGUUUCCAGCACGCCCAUUUUUGCCGUUGUCAUAAUACCCCUGGCUGUCAUAUACGUCUUUGUCCAGAGAUUUUACGUUGCCACGUCUCGGCAGCUAAAGCGUCUGGAGUCGGUCAGCCGCUCUCCCAUAUACUCCCAUUUCUCUGAGACCGUCACUGGCUGUAGUGUAAUCCGAGCAUAUGGCAGGCACUCUGCCUUUGUUCUGAUGAGUGAUACAAAAGUGGAUGAGAACCAAAAGAGUUACUACCCUGGUAUAGUAUCCAACAGGUGGCUCGGAGUGCGAAUUGAGUUCAUUGGAAACUGCAUCGUGUUGUUUGCGGCUCUGUUUGCGGUGACGGGAAAGGACAGUCUGAGCCCUGGCCUUGUGGGUCUGUCGUUGUCCUACGCUCUGCAGGUGACCAUGUCUCUGAACUGGAUGGUGCGGAUGACUUCAGAGCUGGAGAACAACAUAGUAGCAGUGGAGAGAGUGAAGGAAUACUCUGAGACCAAGACAGAGGCCCCCUGGGAGGUGGAGGACAAGAAGCCCCCAACUGAGUGGCCCAUGCUGGGGAACGUGGAGUUCCACGACUACAGCGUUCGGUACCGAGAGGGACUGGACCUCGUCCUGAAGAACAUCACGCUGAACGUCAAGGGAGGAGAGAAGAUUGGGAUUGUGGGUCGUACAGGAGCUGGCAAGUCCUCUAUGACACUCUGCCUCUUCAGAUUGCUGGAAGCUGCAGCAGGAGAGAUCACCAUCGACGAGGUGAAGAUAUCUGAGUUAGGCCUGCACGACCUGCGGUCUAAACUCACCAUCAUUCCUCAGGAGCCUGUGCUCUUCUCUGGGACACUGAGGAUGAAUCUGGACCCUUUUGAGAGGUACAGCGAUGAAGAGGUGUGGAAAGCCCUGGAACUGUCUCACCUCCACAAGUUUGUCAGAAACCAGACGGCAAAACUGGAGCUGGAGUGUUCAGAGGGAGGAGAGAACCUCAGCGUGGGCCAGAGGCAGCUAGUGUGUUUAGCUCGAGCCCUCUUGAGGAAGUCCCGGAUCCUCAUCCUGGAUGAAGCUACUGCUGCUAUCGACCUGGAGACCGAUGACCUCAUCCAAUCCACCAUCAGGACUCAGUUUGAAGACUGCACUGUCUUCACCAUUGCACACAGACUCAACACAAUAAUGGAUUACACAAGAGUUCUGGUGUUGGACAAAGGACGCAUAGCUGAGUUUGAUACUCCCACAAACCUGAUAUCUCAGAGAGGAAUCUUCUACGGCAUGGCUAAAGACGCAGGACUGGCACAGUAGAGCUGCCUUUGUGUCCCGACGUUGCAAAGCAGGGCUGGGAAUUCGGCUCGGUUUACUUCAGUCUGUUAAACCUGGCAGUGGAACUGAAGAACACUCUGUGUGUGCACUUACUAUUUUCAAGAACCUUACUGAACUACAUUUGAAUGACGCCUGAGCUCCUCUGCAGACUUGGGUCAUUUAGCACUUGCUAGUAGUCGUAGCAUUUUUCACAAACACAUCAGGACAUAAACAGCAAAUGCCAUUUGAUCCAAGUCUGCUCUUUAGUGCCUUCUGCCAGUGGGAGAAAGAGAGCCAGUGAAUGUAUCAUUUUCUGAUUGGCUGUCUGCUGCAAAACAAAACAAAGGAGGAACUUUUAUAAUUUCAUAUAGAAGAAUAAUGUGCCACUGUACCUUUCUCAUAAGAAAAGAAAAAAAAAACAUUUUUGUGAUAAACUCACUUAUUUUUGUACUGUACCAUUAUUUAAGCUACUUUUUAAGAAUUGUCUUAUGUAGGGAAGUUUGCUCAGUUACAUGUGAUUCUUCUGUGAACCAAAUCUAUAAAAACUUGAAUUCUGUACCACCAAAAUAUGAAAAUGCCUUUAUAUAUAAAUAAAAAAA